GCAGAGAUGUAUCUGCUUCCAGCUCUGGCAGGGGUCCUGGCCACACUCAUCCUUGUCCAGCCCUGUGAGGGCACUGACCCAGCCUCCCCUGGGGCAGUGGAGACCUCCGUCCUGCGAGACUGCAUAGCAGAGGCCAAGUUGCUGGUGGACGCUGCCUACAAUUGGACCCAGAAGAGCAUCAAGCAGCGGCUUCGCAGCGGUUCAGCCAGCCCCAUGGACCUCCUGUCCUACUUCAAACAACCGGUAGCGGCCACCAGGACAGUUGUUAGGGCCGCAGAUUAUAUGCACGUGGCCUUGGGGCUGCUUGAAGAGAAGUUACAACCCCAGCGGUCCGGACCCUUCAAUGUCACUGAUGUGCUAACAGAACCACAGCUGCUGCUGCUGUCCCAGGCCAGCGGCUGUGCUCUCCGGGACCAGGCCGAGCGCUGCAGUAAUAAGUACCGCACCAUCACUGGACGAUGCAACAACAAGAGGAGACCCUUGCUAGGGGCCUCCAACCAGGCUCUGGCUCGCUGGCUGCCUGCCGAGUAUGAGGAUGGGCUAUCGCUCCCCUUCGGCUGGACCCCCGGCAGGAGGCGCAAUGGCUUCCUCCUCCCUCUUGUCCGGGCUGUCUCCAACCAGAUUGUGCGGUUCCCUAGCGACAGACUGACCUCCGACCGUGGCCGGGCCCUCAUGUUCAUGCAGUGGGGCCAGUUCAUUGACCAUGACCUGGACUUCUCCCCGGAGUCCCCAGCCAGAGUGGCCUUCACUGCAGGCGUCGACUGUGAGAGGACCUGCGACCAGCUGCCCCCCUGCUUUCCCAUCAAGAUCCCACCCAAUGACCCCCGCAUCAAGAACCAGCGUGACUGCAUCCCCUUCUUCCGCUCGGCACCCUCAUGCCCCCAAAACAAGAACAGAGUCCGCAACCAGAUCAACGCGCUCACCUCCUUUGUGGAUGCCAGCAUGGUGUAUGGCAGCGAGGUCUCCCUCUCGCUGCGGCUCCGCAACCGGACCAACUACCUGGGGCUGCUGGCCAUCAACCAGCGCUUCCAAGACAAUGGCCGGGCCCUGCUGCCCUUCGACAACCUGCACGAUGACCCCUGUCUCCUCACCAACCGCUCGGCGCGCAUCCCCUGCUUCCUGGCAGGUGACACCCGAUCAACGGAAACCCCCAAACUGGCAGCCAUGCACACCCUCUUUAUGCGAGAGCACAACCGGCUGGCCACCGAGCUGAGACACCUGAAUCCCCGCUGGAAUGGAGACAAACUGUACAAUGAGGCUCGGAAGAUCAUGGGGGCCAUGGUCCAGAUCAUCACCUACCGAGACUUUCUGCCCCUGGUUCUGGGCGAGGCCCGGGCCAGGAGAACCUUGGGGCCCUACAGGGGGUACUGCUCCAAUGUGGACCCACGGGUGGCCAAUGUCUUCACCCUGGCCUUCCGCUUUGGCCACACAAUGCUCCAGCCCUUCAUGUUCCGCUUGGACAGUCAGUACCAGGCCUCCGCACCCAACUCGCACGUCCCACUUAGCUCUGCCUUCUUUGCCAGCUGGCGGAUCGUGUAUGAAGGGGGCAUCGACCCCAUCCUCCGGGGCCUCAUGGCCACCCCUGCCAAGCUGAACCGUCAGGAUGCCAUGUUAGUGGAUGAGCUCCGGGACCGACUGUUUCGGCAAGUGAGGAGGAUUGGGCUGGACCUGGCAGCUCUCAACAUGCAACGAAGCCGGGACCACGGCCUUCCAGGGUACAAUGCUUGGAGGCGCUUCUGUGGGCUCUCCCAGCCCCGGAAUUUGGCACAGCUUAGCCGGGUGCUGAAAAACCAGGACUUGGCAAGGAAGUUCCUGAAUCUGUAUGGAACACCUGAUAACAUUGACAUCUGGAUUGGGGCCAUCGCUGAGCCUCUUUUGCCGGGGGCUCGAGUGGGGCCUCUUCUGGCUUGUCUGUUCGAGAACCAGUUCAGAAGAGCCCGAGACGGAGACAGGUUCUGGUGGCAGAAACGAGGUGUUUUCACCAAAAGACAGCGCAAGGCCCUGAGGAGAAUUUCCUUGUCUCGAAUUAUAUGUGACAAUACUGGUAUCACCAUGGUUUCAAGGGACAUCUUCAGAGCCAACAUCUACCCCCGGGGCUUUGUGAGCUGCAGCCGUAUCCCCAGGUUGAAUCUGUCAGCCUGGCGAGGGACAUGAGGCUUCUGCAGGUAAGGGGAGGCCACCUCCAGCACCCUGGGCUGGGUUAAGCCCACACAUCCUUCCCUGGAUGGAUGGCUGGGUCCUCUUAGGUCUCUAAGCAGAGAAACAGAACUUGUCACUAGGUACUCUUUCUAAAGUGGCUUCCCAAUGUGCUAGCUUCUGGGCUGACAGUCAAUUCCAGGCCCUAGGACUUUGGGGGGAAAUUAGGAGCAUCCAACUAUCCUCAGCUUGGUCACUAAUACCUGAAAACAGCUCCAUUUCUAAACGUCCGGUAAAUUCCUCACUUAUCCAGUUCUGUUACUUCCACAGGAGUCUAUCCCAAGCCUCCAACUUUUGGAGACAAGGGGAAGGGGAGGACCAUGAGGCUGCCUUGUCUCCCUGGAGCAACUGCAGGCUGCUGAUGCUUCUGCUGGCUAUAGCUCAGAGCUGGGUUCCCCAGCCGGGAGUGAGAGCUGGGGGCUCCUAUCAGCAAUGGACCUUCCCGCCUUGGGAGCCACUUAGGUAUUAGGCUAUGAAUCAGCGCCACGUGCAAAGGCUUGGGAGCCAAGCCAUGUGGUCUUGCACCCCAGGCAAGAAAAGUCAGCUGGAGGGUUUACAGCACUUUAUACUGUUUCCCAGCCCUCCUUCCCCUCCUUGACCAUGACUAAGAGACCACUCAGUCCUAGCCUCCAGACACCCCACAAUACUCCUCUGAGCCUGGGGCUGGGCAGCAUGCUCUGCUUCUACCAAUAAAGCACUGAUAAAGGCA
This is a messenger RNA of Nomascus leucogenys (northern white-cheeked gibbon), 2905 nucleotides long. The record is from RefSeq and is a predicted model, not a curated record. Lineage: Eukaryota; Metazoa; Chordata; Mammalia; Primates; Hylobatidae.